Molecule: messenger RNA, 1914 nt
Organism: Plasmodium malariae
Lineage: Eukaryota; Apicomplexa; Aconoidasida; Haemosporida; Plasmodiidae
Product: nucleotide binding protein, putative
Exons: 6
Coding region: 1-1914 (637 amino acids)
Cellular component (GO): mitochondrion; cytoplasm
Molecular function (GO): ATP hydrolysis activity; ATP binding
Source: RefSeq, a predicted model, not a curated record
AUGAUACACACUUUAUACAAUUCAAGGGGAGGCAUAAAAAAUUUGUCAAAAUUAAGAACGAAAUGUUAUUAUAGGAAACAAUUUUUAAAAUUACAACAGAGACACAUUUCAAUAUUUAAUAAUGAAGAAAUUAAAAACAAAAGCGAAAAUAAUUUAACGAAUAAUAGUACAGGCCUUAUUAAACUAUAUCAAGAGCUAAUUAAAACAAACAAAAUAGAGGAGGACCCUUACCAGUACAAAUUAAUUUUAAUUUUGCAAGCACUCGAAAAUAACUUGAAUAACUGUUAUCAUUGUAUCGAGAAGAAUUCAGAAAAAAAAGAGACAGUAAAAAAAACGUUCUUUGGUUCUUUUUUCAAAAAGGAGAAGAAUAAAAAAGAUAAGGAAGGUGUUGAAAUAAGGGAAGCAGAAGAGGAAAUAAGAAAAGAGGAUUUUCAAAAUGAUGACAACUUCUUUAUAUACGAAGAAAAAGAGUACAAUAGUAUUAAGGGGGAGAACAAGUUAAGAUAUAGGAAUGUGCAGGAUGAGAAUUAUUUUUAUGAUAAUAACAAUAAUUUUGCAGAUCAAAAUAAGAUAAAAUAUAUUAGGGGGUUGUAUGUUCAUGGGAGCGUAGGUAGAGGAAAGACAUAUUUUUUAAAUUUAUUAUUUGAUAGAGUUAAGUUAGGGAAAUUAAAAAUUCAUUACCAUAAUUUUAUGCAACAAGUUCAUAAAAAUUUUCAUGAGGAAAAGAUAAAUAACUCAGAAGAUGCAAUAAAAAGUAUAUCUGUAAAAAUGAGUAAGAAAUAUAAAUUAAUAUUUAUUGACGAAUUUCAAGUAGUACAUAUAUCAGAUGCAAUGGUCAUUAAAACAUUAUUUAAUCAUUUAUUUUAUCAAGGUACUGUGUUACUGUGUUCCUCUAAUAGGAAUCCUGUACAUCUUUAUCACAAUGGGUUAAAUAGAGAAAGAUUCAUACCAUUUAUAAAAUUAUUGUUUAAAUUUAAUUAUAUAUUUGAAAUUGACAAUUACCAUGAUUUUCGAUUAAAAAAUAAUGAUACGGAUAAUAAUAUUUAUAACAUACCUACAAGAAAUUUUGAACAAGUUAAAAACAUAUGUAAUGACAUAUAUUGUAAGACGUAUAAUAAAGAUUUGAAUUAUAUUAAGAAUGUGGAAAAGUACAAUCAAAUUAUUUCCGUUUCUGAUUUAAAAAAAUAUGUCGUACCUUACAGUUUAAAUAAUUACGCAAUUUUUUCUUUUCAAGAAUUAUGUGGUCAGAAUAUUAGUAUAGAUGAAUUUAAUGCUAUAUCUAAAUAUAACCAUACUCUAUUUAUUUAUAACAUUGAACAAAUGAAUGAAGAUAAUAAGGGAAAUGAAAUGAGAAGGUUUAUAUUAUUAAUUGAUAUCUUAUAUGAAAAAAACACAAGAGUUUACUUUUUCAGUGAUAUUCCUAUAUUUCAAAUUUUUCAGACAACUACCAUUAUAUCGCACUUUCAACACCUCCUUGAUAAAAUGAAAGAGAAAUAUAGUAGCUUCAAUCAUUUCAAAAAAAACUGUAACAGCCUGUUAAAAUUUGAGAGUUUUAACAAGGAAAUAUUUGUCAAUAUUAUGACUCCCUUGGCUAUAAAUGAAGAAAUAUGCCUUAAGCUUUUUGAUGCCAUAAACUAUAAUGUCAAUAAGGAAUACAUACCCAUAGAAUACUUAAGGAACGUUUUAAACUUCCACAUUACGAAUUAUGAGGUUGACGCAAAAAGACAUCUUAAAUAUUUGGAGGAUAAACAUGUGCGCUUAGAACCCUUUCCGUAUUUGUUAUUUGAUGAGAAUGAAAUAGAUACCUCUCAAGAAAAUUCAUUUGCCUCUACGAGGACUUUAUCGCGAAUGAAACAUAUGAGCACACUACUGUACCUGGAGAAGCACAAAAAAAUGUAUGAGCAUAACAUAUAA